Messenger RNA from Wasmannia auropunctata (little fire ant), 3671 nucleotides. RefSeq lists its product as uncharacterized. The transcript is spliced from 5 exons. Bases 1594 to 3540 code for a protein of 648 amino acids. The record is from RefSeq and is a predicted model, not a curated record. Lineage: Eukaryota; Metazoa; Arthropoda; Insecta; Hymenoptera; Formicidae.
CCGUGCGCCCGGCUACGGGAUCUCAGCAGCUGCCGCUCUCGCGACUACGCGAGCGAGCCGAGUGUGCGAGUCGGUUGACGUUUCGCCUCCGUGAGAAACCCGUUGUCGAGUCUGCGCGUGUGUGCGGUCGGUAUGCGGGCAGCCCCGUUGGCUGGCUGGCUGGUUAGUCGGUCGGUUGGUUGGUUGGCUGGCUCCUGGUACGCGGGCUCUCCUCUCACGUGCGUGCGUGCGUGCGUCCGCGCGCGCAUCUCCCCGUGACUCCCGUCCCCGAGCGUGCGUGUUUUACGUGCGCGCGCGCGUGUGUGUGAGUUUGAAAAUUUGAAAAGCCGACGUGCGCGAGUGUAGCCGCGGAUAGCCGCGCGGUGCAUCCUGCAGGUGCUGCGUGCUGCGUUAAAGAAAAAAAUCAAGGAGAGUCAGGAGAGGCGCACAGCCCUCGCCGUCAGUCGGAUAAGGAUUUUUCUCUCUUUUCACGCGGAGGAGGAUUUCCGUGACGGAGGAUUUACGCGAUCGUCUUCUCUUUCCUUCGCCGCCGUCGCCGCCGUCGUCGUCGUCGUCAUCAUCAGAAACGGCGGUAUAUCCCAACGGAAUGUGGCACGAGAGGCACCGCCGGCACCAUCUCGGAAGCCAUGCCGGCUGACGAGCUCGUGCGUACCCGACGAGAAGACGGUGGUAGAAAAACGUGCUUGCAGCCACCUUAACGCAUCGAUCGAUCGAUUGCGUCGUUAUUGAUAAGGAAAGAGAGAGAGAGAGAGAGAGAGAGAGAGAGAGAGAGAGAAACAGCGAGAGGCCCCGAUCGACCCGAUCAUGCCCUUAGCGAACCCGUUUCGCUCGUUGUCAUUAUAGUUCCACGCUGUGAACCCGAUAUGUGAGAGCCGCCGCCGUCUGAUGGAUGCCGUCGCCAUGGUGGAGCAACUGGUGUGCAGCAAUUCGCUGAGUCCGGGAACGUAACGUCAAACAAGCCCCAUAUAUAUUCCUUCUAUGUUUAGGGAAUUAAUUGCAAUCGGGACGAAUGAGAGAUAGCUUCAGCUAGAAAACCGGAAAAUGACGUGCCUUUACGUAUUUAGAAUAAAGAAGACCUAAAGAAUUUAAAAAAACGAUUUAUUUUACUAUGAGAAUUUUAGAGUGAUAGAAAUGAAAUUAGCUUGAAGUUUGAAAUCGAUGAAUUGCAUAUUAAUUCGCGAUGGACUUAGUGUAGCUUGGAAAUUUAGAAAUUUAAUCAUUGCGGAACAUUCGUGCAGUGUGACGAAGAAAGAAGUGAUAUUGUUUUAACACGAAGAAUCUAGAUUGAUGUGUUACAUUUGAUAUGUUAUGUGCUAUGUGACUUACAAUUAAAAACUUGAUAAACGAUUAAUUUCAUCGUGAAAUAACAUAAAGAACGUAAAAAAACGUAAAAAAACGUAAAGAAAGAAGUGACGUUCUCUAAUAUGAGGAAUCUAAUUUGAGGAAGGUUUCAAGUUAACAUCUACGUGCUAUGACACGGUGGAUUCGGUGCAAUUCAGUACUCUAUUCCGUCACGAGGUCGCCAUGUGAGAAUCACCGUAUCAGGAAGAAAGAGAAGAAGCCUCACUCCGCGUGACACCAGCGUGUCGAGUAAUGCUGAAACACAUCCUGACGGGGCAGCCGUCGUCAACGGGCUCCAGGCAUCAUCACAAUGAUUAUCAGACGAGCUCGGGCUCGUUGCACGGCGGGCACCACCAUCAUCAUUUGCACAACAGCUCGCUGCACCAGGAUCCGCAGCAGCAGCAACAGCCGCAGCCGCAGCAACAACAACCGCAGCAGCAGCAGCAUCUUCAUCACCACCACUACACCGGAAGCACCGGGACACGCGGCGGCGUCACCGGGCAUCGCGGUAACAACGGCGGGAUCGACGUGUAUGAUUCCGUGGCGAGGCCGGCGGUGUCGAACGCGCAUCAAUCGGCGACGACUCCCUCGUCGACACAUCGACAUCCGCUGAACCACUCUCAGUUGAGCGUCAAUAAUUUGUCGCAACGCCUGAAUCAUUCGCACGCGCUCAACAUAUCGACUCUGUCAACCUCCAAGCACUCGGUUAACAGCGUCAGUCCGGUCGGCGGAAUCAACGGCAACAAUGGUGGCGGUAACAACAAUAAUAAUAAUCAUAACGUCUCGGCAAAUCAGUUGGGCCACACCAUAAUCUCGCAGACGAGUGUCUCGCAUCAGGACAGGCCUAAAGCGAACGGCGGAUUCGACAUCUCCAGGCUGUCGCGGCUGCCGAGCCAAACUACGCCGUCACCCGCGCCUGCCACAUCUGCGCUUCCUGUCGUGGCCAGCCAAGUGGCCGGUGGACCGACGGUGAUACCCCUCAAUGCCUCUUGGUCCUCGUCCCUGUCCAGGAAUCUCCAUCGGAGUGACGAGGCCGGCGUGAAGGAGAUGCUGACGAGCCUUGGACUGCUCUGUCUGGUAUCCCUACUUUUAGCUCUGCUUUCGGUCAUCUUCCUACUGAAGAUCUCGCCGCUCACGGUCACGUCUAACAGCCUUAUCAGCCCGGAAGAGUUCGUGAUCGUCUACGAGGUCACCCUGGCGCUGUGUGCCCUCGCCCUGUCCCUCAAUCUCUGUUGCCUGCUGGUCUGCGCCAUUCAGUUCCUUUUCGCGGUGAAACUCGUCAAGACCUCGUAUCGGGGUCACCGGAGUAACAAGUACCUGCAAAAAUCGUCCAUCAGCCGCGUGUGCGCCGUCGGAGGUUUUUUCAUUAGCAUCCCUGUCUUCUUAACUGGCAUGAUUCUGUACACGUUCAUCCAGUUCCAUUCGACCCCGGCGAUCGUCACGUCGGUCUUCAUCGGCGUCGGCAUCGUGUUCUGCGGAUGCGCCAUGGUCCACAACGUCUUCGUAUGGCAGAAAGAGAAGACGAAUGCGGUAAAGGCGUUUGCCCGCGAGCAAUGCGAGGUCGCGGCGCAGCUGCAACGUCAACAGCAGCAACUGCAACUACAACAGCAGCAGCCGCAUCAGCAGAUACACUCGCAGCAUCAACAGCACCAUCAGCAGCAGCAUCACCACCAUCACCAUCAGCAGCUGCAACUGCGGCCGACGCUGCAUAUGGGUGCGAAGAUCGGUAGCGGCGGUGGCGGUCCGAUGGGCCAUUCGACCGUCAGUCUGGCCCAACUUGGUCGCGGUCUUCAUCAUCCUUAUCAGCAUCAUCCUCAUCAGCAUCAUUCGCAUCAGCAGCGGCACGUGUCCUCCAUGUCGCCGCCGUUAUUACUGUCAUCGCCGCAUUCCGCGUCGCAGCACAACCAUCUGACGCAUCGCGGCGGUAUCGCCACCGCCGCCGCCACCGCCGCCGCCGCUGCCGCUGCUGCCGCUGUCGCCGUCACCGCCACACCAUCAACGACGCCCGGCGACCGGUCGCCGCCGAGUCCCAACGGCGGCGGCGGCGGCGGCGGCAGCGGCAGCGGCAAGCUCAACAGGUCGCAGCAUUUGCCGCGUGAAACCAGUGGCAGCGUAAGCCCCGGUCUGCCGGCGGCCACGCUCGAUCUGAGUAGUGCCGCUACCACCAACAGUCCGCACGAAUUGUCGACUCUCGUUUAAACAUCUCGAAAAGAGAAUAGCCCAGUAAACGGGAAAGGAUUAAAAUGUUAAAAUUUUUUAAUUCGUGGACUGUAAUCGAUUGGCCUCCGUGAAGGACUUUUUAUUUCAUAAUACGAAUAUAAUAUAAUAUA